AUGUCGGGAGUGGUACGCAGUCUGAGCCGCUGCCUUCUCCCGGCCGAGGCGAGCCCUGACCCGGGUAGCGGCAAAGACAGAGACCGCCGAUGGGAAAAGGAGAACCAGCAAGAGGCGGCGAAGCGGGAGCGAGAGGCCAAGCGGAGGAGCAGGGAGAUAGACGCCAUGCUGGCCCGGGAGAGGAGAGCUGUGAGACGGCUUGUCAAGAUACUGCUGUUGGGCGCUGGGGAAAGCGGAAAAUCGACUUUUCUCAAACAAAUGCGAAUUAUAAAUGGGCAUGAGUUUGAUCAAAAGGCGCUGCUGGAUUUCCGGGAUACUAUUUAUGAUAAUAUACUCAAGGGCAUGCGGGUGCUGGUGGACGCCAGGGACAAGCUGGGCAUCAGUUGGCAGAGGUGUGAGAAUGAGAAGCAGGGCAUGCUUGUGAUGUCGUGGGAAGGCCGCGUGGGCACCACAGGGGUGGAGCCUGGAGAGUUCCAGCUGUACGUGAUGGCUCUGAGCGCGCUAUGGGCUGACACCGGGAUACAAGAGGCCUACUGCAGACGCUCUGAGUUCCAACUGAGUGAAUCAGUCAAGUACUUCUUGGAUAAUUUGGACCGGAUUGGACAGCUGAACUACAUUCCGAAUAAGCAGGACAUUCUGUUUGCAAGGAAAGCCACCAAGGGGAUUGUGGAGCAUGACUUCUUCAUCAAGAAGAUCCCCUUCAAGAUGGUGGAUGUGGGGGGUCAGAGGUCGCAGAGGCAGAAGUGGUUCCAGUGUUUUGACGGCAUCACAUCCAUCCUCUUCAUGGUCUCAUCGUCAGAGUAUGAUCAGGUCUUGAUGGAGGACCGGCGCACAAACCGGCUGGUGGAGAGCAUGAACAUCUUCGAGACCAUUGUCAACAACAAGCUCUUCCUCAACGUGUCCAUCAUCCUCUUCCUCAACAAGACAGACCUGCUUGCAGACAAGAUCCGCAUCGUGGAUGUGCGGAAAAACUUUCCUGAGUUCAGAGGAGACCCGCGCCGGCUGGAGGACGUGCAGGCGUUUCUGGUGCAGUCGUUUAGUCGAAAGAGGAGAAACCGAGGGAAGCCCUUGUUCCACCACUUCACCACUGCAGUGGAUACGGAGAAUAUCCGCUUUGUGUUCCACGCUGUCAAAGACACCAUCCUGCAGGAGAACCUGAAAGACAUAAUGCUCCAGUGA
This is a messenger RNA of Knipowitschia caucasica, 1179 nucleotides long. The record is from the annotation of a GenBank genome assembly. NCBI's taxonomy places the organism in Eukaryota, Metazoa, Chordata, Actinopteri, Gobiiformes, Gobiidae.